AUGUGGGGGAGGCCAGAGUUUCCUCUGUUGUCUAAGCAGGGGGAUAUUACUAUUGGAGGAGUUUUUUCCAUCCACAGCCAAAUCUCACAGCCGUCGCUCUCCUUCACAGAUAAUCCAGAACCUCUGAUAUGCUCCAGGAUCAAUUUCAGGGAAUUUCGUUUUGCCCAAACAAUGAUUUUUGCCAUUGAGGAGAUCAACAAUAGCAGCUCCCUGCUGCCUAACAUCUCACUUGGCUAUAAGAUAUUUGACAGCUGUGGUUCAACGCUGCCUUCAACACGUGCAAUGAUGGGUUUGAUGAACGGACAGGAAAGGAUUCUGGGAAAUAACUGCUCUGGUCAGUCGUCUGUUCUUGCUGUAAUUGGAGCCUCUGAGUCCUCCUCAACCAUUGUGAUGUUACAGAUUUCAGGGAUUUUCCAAAUACCAAUCAGCCACUUUGCCACAUGUGCCUGUCUGAGUAACAGAAAGCAGUACCCCUCCUUCUUCAGAACCAUCCCUAGUGACUACUACCAGAGCAGAGCCCUGGCAAAGCUGGUCAGACACUUCGGGUGGACCUGGGUUGGUGCGGUCAGAAGUGACAACGACUACGGUAAUAAUGGAAUGGCAACAUUUAUCGCAGCUGCACGGCAGGAGGGGGUUUGUGUUGAGUAUUCAGAGGCCAUUUCAAGAACUGACUCCGGUGAGCAGGUUGCGAGGGUUGUCAGAGUGAUCCGCAGAGGCAGUGCGAGAGUUUUAGUUGCCUUCCUCGCUCAAGGCGAGAUGAAUAUUCUACUCGAAGAAGCUCUGAAGCAGAAUGUGACUGGGUUACAGUGGGUGGGCAGUGAAUCCUGGAUUACAGCAGGCCAUUUGGCGAAUAAGAGGUACUCUCACAUGCUGAUGGGUUCUCUGGGCUUCACUAUUAGAAAGACAAAGAUCACAGGCCUGCAGGAAUUUCUUUUACAGGUUAACCCAAGUCAAGACCCUCAGAAUAACCUGCUGAGAGAGUUCUGGGAAGCAACCUUUGGCUGCAGUUUUCAACCCGAUGUGGAUGGUCGGAGUCAGUGCUCCGGCUCCGAGAGACUACAGGACAUCCAUAAUCCUUUCACUAAAGUGUCAGAGCUGAGAAUCUCAAACAAUGUGUAUAAGGCUGUGUACGCUGCAGCUCAUGCCAUCCAUAGCAUGUUAAAGUGUGGACAAAGUGGUGAGGCUGCGAUUCAGUCGUGCAUCUGGAAAGAUCAUUUUGAGCUGAAAGAGGUUGUGAAACACCUUCAAGAUGUCAAUUUUACACUUGAGUCAGGAGAAAGAGUGUAUUUUGAUGGAAAUGGAGACCCUGCAGCGACUUAUGAGCUGGUGAACUGGCAGAGAAACAGAGGAGGAGAUGCUGCGUUUGUGGCAGUCGGGAGCUACGAUGCUUCACUACCAGAUGGAAAGCAGUUCACUAUGAAUGGAAUAGACAUCACAUGGGCUGCUGAAUCCCUUCAGAGGCCGCUGUCUGUGUGCAGUGAAAGCUGUCUGCCAGGUUUCCGGCAGGCUGUAAUUAAAGGUAAACCCAUCUGUUGUUUCUCCUGCGUCGUCUGUGGUGCUGGAGAGAUCAGCAACUCCAGCAAUUCUGCAGAGUGCUCGUGGUGUCCACUGGAGUACUGGUCAAAUGAAGAUCACAGCCGGUGUGUUCCAAAGGUGAUCGAGUUCUUAUCUUACGGAGAAACCAUGGGGGUCCUCCUCACUGCUUUCUCCUUGUUCGGAGCCAGUUUAACAGUAGCGAUGUCGUGUCUCUUCUAUCGGUUUCGUCACACGCCUCUUGUCAGAGCCAAUAACACCGAGAUGAGUUUCCUGAUGCUCUUCUCUUUAACUCUGUGUUUCCUCUGUUCUCUGACCUUCAUCGGUCGGCCCUCUGUUUGGUCCUGCAUGCUGCGCCACACGGCUUUCGGCGUAACCUUCGCCUUGUGCAUGUCAUGCGUCUUGGCUAAAACCAUAGCAGUGGUGAUGGCCUUUAAGGCUAAAAGGCCGUCGAACAUAGUCCCUCAGUGUUCCGCUCCAUUUCAGAGAACAAGUGUUCUUGGCUGUACUUUACUGCAGGUGUUGAUCUGUGUGCUGUGGUUAACCCUUGCCCCGCCGUUUCCCUACAAAAACACCGCCUAUGCCACCGAAAGAAUUGUUCUGGAGUGUGAUUUAGGCUCACCUGUAGGGUUCUGGGCCGUGUUGGGCUACAUAGGACUCCUGGCUGUGCUAUGCUUCGUCCUCGCUUUUCUGGCUCGAAAGCUGCCUGAUAAUUUUAAUGAAGCCAAGUUCAUCACCUUCAGCAUGCUGAUAUUCGCUGCAGUCUGGGUCACUUUCAUCCCAGCAUAUGUUAGCUCUCCUGGGAAGUUCACUGUAGCUGUAGAGAUAUUUGCUAUUCUGGCCUCCAGUUUUGGUUUGUUUUUCUGUAUAUUUGUCCCAAAAGGUUACAUUUUACUACUGAAACCAGAGAGAAAUACCAAAAAACACAUGAUGGGACGAAACCAGCCAAAAACAUUAUAA
Stegastes partitus (bicolor damselfish) is the source of this 2493-nucleotide messenger RNA. Its product is annotated as extracellular calcium-sensing receptor-like. The transcript has 6 exons. Lineage: Eukaryota; Metazoa; Chordata; Actinopteri; Pomacentridae. Bases 1 to 2493 code for a protein of 830 amino acids. The record is from RefSeq and is a predicted model, not a curated record. Gene Ontology annotation, molecular function: G protein-coupled receptor activity. Gene Ontology annotation, cellular component: plasma membrane. Gene Ontology annotation, biological process: G protein-coupled receptor signaling pathway.